Microdochium trichocladiopsis is the source of this 1164-nucleotide messenger RNA. RefSeq lists its product as uncharacterized. The transcript has 2 exons. Lineage: Eukaryota; Fungi; Ascomycota; Sordariomycetes; Xylariales; Microdochiaceae. The record is from RefSeq and is a predicted model, not a curated record. Bases 94 to 1164 code for a protein of 356 amino acids.
AUAUCAUUCCUUCUGACCACGACGAAUUGUUCUUCGCAGUGGCUAGCUUGCCCUGAACAGCUGCGCUUCAUAUCCUGUGCGCCGAUAGGCGCCAUGGGAUCCCUCGAGACGGGGAACACCAGGGCUAGCAGCGAUGCUGUGACUUUAGUCAUCACAACUUCACCUACACCAAGUGCGCCGUCCACGGAACUGCUAUGCGCCAUUCUAGAGUCAUUCAGGACACAUUGCACCGAACUUCUGACAUGUCGGAUCAUUGUUGUUCUGGAUACCUUUGAGCGCAUUGGGCUCCAGCCCCGGCUGAAAAAGGGUCAGGUUACCAAGCAAGGCGCAAAGGACGUUGACGACUACAAGACCAACGUCAAGAACCUCAUAUUGGAGCAAUACUGGCCGCACGAGGAGAAACCACAAUUGAGCUCGAGCACCCAUGAAGCCGAGUUCGGAUACGAGGCAAACGAGGCCAACCACAUUUCCGUGGUAGCAACGCACACGCCAGACGGGCGCAUCACAUUCCUCGAGCCGACGAGAAGGCUUGGGUUCGGGCUCGCCGUGCGGUCAGCUCUGCGCCUGACAGAGACCCCGUACGUCUGGAUCCAGCAGCAUGACUGGUCACUUGUCACGGACGUUCCCCUGGGCGGCAUUCUGGAUGUCAUGAGGCGGCACGAAUGUCACGAAUCAAGCCCCGUCAAGUAUGUUUGCCUGCCGUCCGUGCGGAUGCUGGGCUAUGCCACGUCUGGCCAUGUCACAAAUUUUCCUACCCUGAAGAGCCUGACAGCGGAGCUGCGCAAAGAGUUUGCCGUUCCGUCCACGACGGCCGCGGGGAAGACAGAGACAAUUCCCUUGACGCCAAUGUUCUUUUGGCACGACAAGCCGCACAUCGCUUCCACGGAACAUUAUCUGUCGCGGGUCUUCCCCACGAGGCUGGCGAUACCUCGUGGCGCAUUCAUCGAGGACACGAUCGGCCAGCGUGGGCGCAACCAGAUGAAGGAGGGUCAGUGGACGCGCUGGGCUUGCUGGCUCUAUUAUCCGGAUGAUGGCCAAACUCUAUGUUUGCGGCAUCUGCAGGGGCGAACGUGGCGAGGCACAGAGGGCGACCUGGAGCAUGGCCAACACAUCCACCAACAGUCAGGCGCGCUCCUAACAACCCGAGUGGCAUGUGUGAUUUGA